AUGGCGACUGUUUUAGAUUUGGUUAAACAUUACCAACACGCCAUAGAAAAGUAUCCUAAAGAUGAACAGAAAAUUUUGAAAUGCAUUGACAAGCUAUUUCAUUUGAAUGUGACAGUCCAACACCUUCAGGAGACAGGUGUAGGACGAACAGUAAAUGCAUUACGCAAAGAGCCCGGGGAUGUUGGUCAAGCUUCCCGUGCCCUUGUUUAUAAAUGGAAGGUGAUGGUAGCAGCCGAAGAAAGUGAUCAGGAAGGUGACCACAGGAAUGAUACUACAAACUACAGUGGUCAUAUAAACAGAGAAGACAGUGAAGAUAAUGCAAGUAAGCCUAAUAAAAGCAUGCAUGACCAAUAUGAGAAAUCGGCAAAAUCUAACAAGUCAUCAAAAGAUGACCACAAACAAGAACAUACAAAUGGUGAUUACAGUGGAACCAAAAGAAAAUAUCAAAGCAGCGAGGAAGAGGAACCUGACACUAAAAAAUCCAAACACUCUAGCUGUAGUGAUGAUAGAUACAAGAGAAAACAAAUUAAACAUGAACCUGCAACUAGUGGAAGUGACACACAAGACACAGAGAUGUCUCAAACAGAAGACAGUGAAUCAGAUGUAACACAAAGAUCAGAAGGAAACGAAAAACACAAAUAUAAAGUAAAGGAAGAAAAAAAAGAAUAUGAUAAAAGCUCAACUUCUAAGCGAUUUUCAGAAAAUAGUCAUAGAAGUGAUUCUGCUUCUGAAAAAUCACAUAGUUCUUCUGACAAACAUUCAAAGCACAAGUCAGAAUCAAGGAAAUCCGAAAAAACUUCAGCCGACAAAUUAAGUAGCACAAAAAAGCGAUCAAGAUCAAAAGACAAAGAAAGCAGCAGUUCUAAUAAAAAGGAGAAAUCAAGUCAUAAAUCGGUUGAGAAAGAAAAGAAAAAAGACGAAUCAUCAAGUAAACAUAACAGCAAUUCAAAAAAGGAUCAUUCAAGUAACACAGAUAAACAUAAAAUCCAAUCAGAAAAACAUUCUGACUCAUCUAAUAAGCACAGUAGUUCGAAUCAAAAAAUUGAAAAGAAAAAACACAAAAGCUCUUCAGAUAAUGACCCAUCAAAUGAUAAGCAUAAGUCGAAAGAGCAAAGUAGUAGUAGUAAACACAGUUCUUCAAGUAAGGAAAGGUCAAGGGACAAAGAUACUUCUACAUCUAAAGACACAGACCAUAGCGACAAAGCUAAUAAAAAAGGUUCUUCUGAUAGCAGUUCAAAAAGUAAAAAGAAAGAUAAACAUACGAAAGACAAGAAGGAUGUAAAGGACAGUGAAAGAGUAGAUGAUAAGAAAAAGAAACAUUCAAGUUCUUUGUCUAAAUCUAGUAAAUCCAGUUCCAGCAAAGUAAAAGAAGAUGUAUCAAAGAAAAAACAUAUUAGUAAUAGUGAGGACAGUGAAGAUGGAAUUGAUUGUGAAUCAGGUGCUAGUUUUGCUGAAGCACUAGGAAUGAUUAGUCCUACUAAACCAAAAAAGAAAUCUGCUACAACGAAAGAUGUUCACUCACCUAAUACAUUUACUGAUCUUAGCCCAGCAUCACUACUAGCUCCAACUGCGAAACUCGCGCCCUUACCGCCUUUAGAAAUCUCCGCUUUACCAGAAAUCUCACCUAACUACAGGCCACUGCCCCCACCAAAACUACUGCCGCAUUUUACAGACGAGGAUGCCAUGAAUCAUGUUAUAUCGUCUAAAAACCAAAGAACAAAGGUUUACUCCGGUAAUAAAGUUCUCGGGAAAAUACCAACCUUAUACGAAAUGUGCGUUCAUAUUCUUCAAGAACACAUCGAUGCUCUAGAAUAUACUGGCGGCGUGCCAUACGAAAUAUUAAAGCCAGUCGUCGAUAAAGCAACACCUCAACAACUUUUUAUGCUUGAACACUAUAACCCGUACUUAAUGGAGGACACAGAUCAUUUGUGGCAGAAAUUCUGUGAGAAACACUUCCGUAAUAAGCAAAGGCAAGAACUGGAGACAUGGAGAGAAAUGUACAUGAGAUGUCAAGAAGAGCAGGAAUACAGGUUGAGAUCCCUUACAGAAAAUAUAAAGAUUGCUCAGGAGGCAAAGAAAGCUCCUAUUAAACAAACUAAAAUGGCGUAUGUUGACACCAUAGUGAAGCCACCGCGAAACAUAGCGAGAAAGCAAGCACUACAUGGGACCGCACACGCUUCAUCAGCUAGUCCUGCUGCGCGGGUAGCUUCGCUAGCCUCAGCGCCCAAUGUCCUUCGUGGGGGAUCCGUUCGUCCCCCACCGGCGGCUCCAGUUUCUACCUCCACUUUUAGCAAGCCGAAAAAGGCACCGCUCAUGCAGAAAGCACUCCAGUUCAUGCGAGGGCGAAAGCGAUGA
Parnassius apollo (apollo) is the source of this 2355-nucleotide messenger RNA. The record is from the annotation of a GenBank genome assembly. NCBI's taxonomy places the organism in Eukaryota, Metazoa, Arthropoda, Insecta, Lepidoptera, Papilionidae.